AUUCAAUUGAAAUCUUCAAAAUGUUUUCUCAAAUCAUUGUUUUGACGACUGCUCUAACUUAUGCCUCUGCGGCGGCAACUUUGGCUGAGGAUCAGGUGUUCAUCGCAUGCGCCAAAGCCGGCAGCGCUGCCCUGAAUGGCCUCACAUCCCAACAGUUGUUUGAUUUGACGCAACAAAAUCUGGUGACCGCCUCGGCUAUGGUCCAGAAGCGGGCCGACGCCGCCCAACAACAGGGACUCGUCUGCUACGCAAACUUCAACAACAACUACGGCCCGGGAGUCCUCAACAUCAUGGGCCCCACCGGUGAGCCACAGGUGCUGAGCACCGCCACCAGCGACGACCAGAAGGCCGAGGCCACCAAAGAGAUCGCACAAAUGACUCAAUUGAUUAUCUGCGACGAGCAAUACCGCGCCAAACACAUCAACGACACCAUUAGCUGCAACUUCUUGGAGCAACACGGAGGUGCCCUGGCUGAGUUCGAUGUCAAGUUGCCCAUUUUGAACACCGUGAUGGGUGCCGGCGGUACUCUCCUCAAGGGUGUCACUCCCCCGAUGGCAUCAGUUGUGAGCCAGAUUGGGGCUCUCUAUCAACAACUCUACGCCACUGGUAAGCAGUGCUCCGAAAACCUGGAUCUCUCGACACCCCAGGGAUGCGCUAAUCUCAAGAUGUUUGACAACGAGUUGGACAGAUUGGGAGAGUUGGGUGCCCUGGCUGUGGCCUCCAAUUUGCCCAUUCCCAUUUAAACAACGUUUUGUAAUUUCUAUUAAUGUAUAAUUUGUUGAAUUCAAAAUUCCCGU
Oppiella nova is the source of this 797-nucleotide messenger RNA. The record is from the annotation of a GenBank genome assembly. NCBI's taxonomy places the organism in Eukaryota, Metazoa, Arthropoda, Arachnida, Sarcoptiformes, Oppiidae.